This is a messenger RNA of Drosophila ficusphila, 18804 nucleotides long. RefSeq lists its product as uncharacterized. Lineage: Eukaryota; Metazoa; Arthropoda; Insecta; Diptera; Drosophilidae. Gene Ontology annotation, molecular function: ATP binding; chromatin binding; ATP-dependent chromatin remodeler activity. Gene Ontology annotation, cellular component: nucleus; chromatin. The record is from RefSeq and is a predicted model, not a curated record. Gene Ontology annotation, biological process: chromatin remodeling; regulation of gene expression.
UAGCGUACAACAACAAAACAAAAUGGAGGUCUUUGAAGUGUGUGUCGCGUUGUCUCGCUGCUAAAAUUUUGCGUUAAACGCUGUGAGCGAAUGUGUUUCACUGCGAAUAUGUCAAAGGUCGGCCAUGAAGUGCGCGAAACACGAGACACAAAUGACAUUACCAUAUAAAAGCAACAACAAGACGUUAAAUUGCACACCAGUUGUAAUUAAGCUUAGUAGUUAGAACCCGCAACCAACCAAUAUAUAAUCAUAAUCGAUAAGUCAAAGGUGGAGUGGAGUGUGGUGACACCUGAAAACAGAUCCCCGGGGCAAAGUGAGCAGUGGGGAAAGGAUAUCCGCACCCCGAGAAGUGGAACUUCUCCGCAACCGUCUGGUUCUCAGUCACCUCACCGGCUACCUAUCGAACUUUCGACAUUUUGACAACGGCCACGCGCAGAGAGCAGCAUCAAAAUUAAGCCAAUAGACGACCAAACCUAAAACGCAGCGGCGUCGCGUCCUUCGACGCGUAACGGACAUUUCUGUGUGCGCUGCGUUUCAAAAAAUCUGAUGGAUGGAAAUGCACAAAAUAUGUUUCACGGAAAUCAUCAAGGAGAUCCCUAUUACCGUUACGAUGCUGCAGCCGCCGCAGCAGCCGCCGCCGCGGCAAAUCCUCGGGCAAUGGGCCCGCCCGGCGGCUACCCGCCCCGCCACCGCCCCCCGCAUCCGCUCCAGCAACAGCCCCAAUACCCAUCGUACCAGCCAACGGCGGAGAAUCUCUACGGGCUGGGGGCCGCCGAUCACCAGGCGGCCAUGGGCCUGGGUGUUGGCGUGGGAGUCGGCGCCGGAAUGGGCGAUCUAAGCGGCUGGGGCGGGGCGCCUUCGGUGCCCGGACAGGCGGCGGCAUAUCCGGGAGCCGGCCUGGGCGCCUAUGGUCACCCGCAGGCGGCUCCGCCGGCGCAGCAGCAGCGCCAGAGCAACGCCAGCGCCUACCGCCAACACAUGCCCGCCUACGGACAGCAGGAUCAGCAGAAGCUGGCCAGUUAUGGCGCCCAGCAGAGCAUGAUGGCCGGCUACGGAUCGCUGGCGCCGCAGCAGCAACAGCAGCAGCAGCCACCCACGCCGCAGCAGCAGCAGGUGCAGCAACAGGCGCAGCAGGUGCAGCAGCAGGCGCAGCAACAGCAGCAGCAGCAGAGUCAGCAGCAGGCUCGGCUGCCGCAGCACUAUCCGCAGGCUCCCGGCCAGCACCCGUUGUAUCCCGGGGUGGGAGCACCCGCUGUCCAGGCGGGCCAGCCCCCGACACCCCAGGCCUACGCCCACAGUCCGUACGGGAGUCCCAUGCAGCACCAGCCGGGCCGAGGAGCGCCGCAGCACGUGGGCUACGGUCACACGGGACUGGACCAGGCCUCGGCCUAUGGGCAGCACGUGCCGGGAGCAGCGCCACCGGGCCACCAUCUGACCGCGCAGCAGCAGCAGGCUGCGCAGCAGUUGGGCGCCCACCAGCAACAGCAACUCCAGUCGCAGCAGCAACAGCAGGCGCAGCAGCAGCAGCCCCACGUCUCGCUGAUGCAGCAACAACAGUUACCGGGAGCCGGACUGCCGCCGCCACACAUGGGAAUGCCCCCCAGCUACGGGAGCCACCACCAGCAGCAACAGCAGCAGCAGCAACAGGCCCAGCAGCAGCAGCAGCAGGCAGCUCCGCCUUACAUGUCCAGCAGCAAGCAUCAACAGGCGGCUGCCCAGCUGAACUCCUCGCCGCAGUACCGCGCUCCCUUCCCCCAGCUCUCGCCACAGAUGUCGCCACGUCCGCCGACCAUGUCGCCGCAUCCGCAGAUGUCUCCGCGACCAGUGGGCGUGUCGCCGGCGAAGCCACCGCCCCCUCAGCAGCAGCAGCAAGCGCAGGCCCAGCAGCCGCAGCAGGUGGUGAACAACCAGCCCAGCCAGCACAGCAUUCAGGGCAUGGUGGGACUGCCGUCGCCACGCCCCCAGCCGCCGACCAGCGGAUCGGGAGGAGCGGUGGCCAAGGGUCCGGCGCCAGUGGCUGCACCCGUUAACACUCUGCAGGCCCUCGAACAAAUGGUGAUGCCGUCCCAGGCGCUCGGACUGCCGCCCAUGGACUAUCCGUCGGCCUACAGAAGUACCGUGGGCCCCAGGAUGCCGGCAUCGCCGCAGCAACAGCAGCAGCAGCACCACCAGCAGUGGGGCUCGGCCCAUGGAGCGCAGCACUUGGCCGCACUGCAGCAGCAGCAGCAGGCGCAACAACAGCAGCAACAGCAGGCCCAGCAGCAGCAACAGGCGCCGCCGCAGCAGCAGCAGGCGGCUAUGUUGCAGGCGCAGCAGCAACACCAUCAACAGCAGCUGAGCAUGUACGGCCAGUCGAUGGGGCAGCAGCAGCCCCAAGCCCCGCAGCAACAGGUUGUGCCGCCGGUGGCUGCACAGCAACCGCCGGUGGUGGCCACCCCCCAACAGCAGCAGCAACAACAGCAGCAGCAGCAGCAACACCAGCAGCAAUCGCUAAACGAUCAACUGCAGCAUUCCAUCAACGAUAUUGUCGGGGGCGGGAACAGUGGUGGAGGCUCGGGCGGCAGUCAACAAGGCCAGCAGCAACAACAGCAGCAGCCCCAGCUGGCGGCCAUGUCGUCGCCGUUGCAUCAGCAAAGCCUGCCGAGCAUGCACCAUUUGAUACAGCCCACCAUGGAGACGGCACAACCGCCGCCGCAGCAGCAGCAGCAGCAGCAAGCGGCGCAGCAGCAGCAGCAACAACCACAACAACAGCAGCAACCGCAGGCGACUCUCACGUCGCCGCACCACCAGCAGAUGCAGCAUCAGUCGCCGAUACACCAGCAGCAGCAGCAACAGUCCCCGCACCACCAGCAACAUCUGCCCAGCUACAACCAGUCGCAGCAGCAAUUCGAUCCCUUUGCCAACAUCCUGGGAGACAGUCAGCCACCUGCAACCCAACAGACAAUGUCCCCUGCUCAUGUCAGUUCGCCGAUACCCGCGCAAAUGCAGCAGCAGCAGCAACAACAGCAGCCGCAGCAGCAACAGACCCAGCAGCAGCAAGCCCAGCAAGUACCACAAGCCCAGCAACAACAGGUGCCGCAGCAACAGCAGCAGGCGCCGCAGCAACAGCCUUCGACGCCGUCGCAUCACCUGAGCAGCAUUCUCAACGAGACAGCCAACUCGAAUGACUCCUCCACUUUGGCAGUGGCCGCCAACGACAGCAACAACAGCAGCAGCAACAGCAGCACGAACAGCAUCGUCAACAACCAGCCCACUUCGGUCCACGACAGCAACUCGCAGAGCAGCAUCAACAGCAGCAGCAACAACCAGCAACAGUUGCUCAUGGACAACACGAACUCGCACGGAGGCAACUCUGAAUCGGCCCAGCAUGUUGGGGUCGAUGUUGGACUCUUCGACAACAACUCCAUGUCCUCCACAUCCGCAGCUGUGGCCGCCGUGGCCUCCAAUGCGGCUUCUGCAGCAGCAGCGCUCCUGGACAGCAACUCGCAGUCCUCGAAUACGGAGUUUGAGAAGCAUCAGAGCGAAGGCGACGGCCUGUCUGGUGCUGGAGGAGCUUCUGUCAACGAAACUGAGUUGCCCCAGGACGAGACUAGUGUUUCCAAAACCCAAGAAGCCAGCCUGAGCACAGAUGUGCCAGCGGUCCAGGAGGAUCUGCUGGAGAAGCCUUCAGAGGAAUUGGAACAAACUCAACUUAGCCAGCCUCUUGGAGAAUUGUCUACGUCUCUGUCGGAGGAACCCAAAGCCAUAGAGGAUCUGGGAGAGGAAAAAGCGCAGGCUGGAGCUCCUACGGUGCCCGCUAUGGAUCCCACCACCUUGGUGGGACAGCCGCCCCAGCAGCAGAUACCGCCCAUGGGAAUGCCCAUGCAUCCAAUGGCCCCGGGGUACGAUGCUCAGGCGCAGGGACAGGGACACAUGCCACCUAUGAUGCCGCCGUAUGGCGGAGCUCCGGGCAUGUAUCCGCCCUACCCGAUGCUGCAUCAGCAGGAAAUUGCAGCGCUGCAGCAGCAAAUCCAGGAACUCUACUGCAUGCCGCCAGGGCACGAGAUCCAGCACCAGGACAAGUUGAUGCGGAUGCAGGAGCGCUUGAAUCUCCUCACGCAGCACGAGAUAAACGAACAGUGUGCCGGAGGUCCGCAGUGCCUGCUCUUCCAGAACGUUCCGCCGAUGUACGGACCCCCGGGCAAUCCUUUGCUCAACCAGCAAAUGGUAGAAAGCCCCCAAGUGUCGAGCACCACGGGACGGGGUCGGGGAAAGGGGGCGAACAAGCCUCGCAAACCGCGCGCCAAGAAGGGCGAAAAGGGCCAGGCUGGCCAGCAGCAAGACCUGAUGGACAUCAGCGGCAAUGUGGUGGUGGGAGCAGCCAACGCCACGCCGAGUAUACCGACGACCCAGCUGCCCGUGUCCGAGGACUGUGUGACUCAAGGAGCAGGCGACACCAGUGUGGUCGGCAUGCUGGAGUACAGCGAAGGAAUGGGCGACCUCUCGCAGGACGUGCACUCGGCCAACGAGCUGGACACCUCGACCGAUGGCAGCGGCAAAAAGAAGAAGCCGCGAAAGCCCAGGACACCCAAGGACCCGAACAAGCCCCCGCGGGAUAGGACUCCGAAGGCCAAGAAGCCCAAGGACCCCAAUGAUCCCAAUUCCACCGAGACGCCAGCAGCUGCCAAGAAGAGAGCGAGCGUUAGCAAGCGCAGCAGGAAGCAGUACGGGGAGGAUGGAGCGGAGCAAACGGGGGAGGGCAGUGAAGUGGAGGACAACAAGCCACUGGUGCCCAAAGCGGGUUCCGCCGAUGGAGAGGCAGAGACUACGUCGGGCGGAACUGGCGUGGACGGCGAGUCUCCGGACUACGAUGACAUACCGGUUUCGAAAAUACCACGGGGCGCCAACGAAGAGGAUAAGGACGCCGAGGCUGGCGAUGAAACAGUGGACUCUGUUCCAGACUCGGCAGGCGAUCCGGCCUCCACUCCGAGCAGGAGGGAUCGCAAACGCUCCACCGCCAGGAGCCGUCGCAACGCGAACUCCGAGGAGGGUGGAAGUGCGCGUAAGAACCGAGGAACUCUCUCCGCCAAGGCUCUUAAAAAGCGUAGGAACAGGGGACGGAUUGUACCCGAAUCCGAUGGCGAAGACGACACCUUGGACAGAACUCCACCGCCAUCGCCUCCGCCAGAUUCCGAUAUGGAUUCCAACAAGCGUAGGUCUUCGAGGAACACCCAGAGGAAAAAGUACAUCGACGACGUAAUGCUAAGGUUCUCCGACGACGAGAACUCCCUGCUGGUGGCUUCUCCUGUAAAGAAGGACAAGAAAGCCACCGCAAAUGCGGCUAACUCCAAUGCGGGCAGUGACGUGGAGAAGGCGGAACCGCAGUCUGGAGCCGAAACGGAGGCCGGACAGGAGGCGGGCGAAGAGAAGGCCACUCUGCCCUUGGACGAGAGCAGUCAGCUGGAAGCCAGUUCGAGUACUUCCGCUGCAGCGGCAGCAGCCGGCGAGAAGGAGCGUCAGGCAUCCACUGAUGCCGCUAACGCAGCCAUGUCUUCCAAGCCCAACUACGUGUACAUAAACACCGGCGACGAGGACAGCAUGGUAGUGCAACUCGUCCUGGCCAUGCGGAUGGGAAAACGCGAACUUAUCCCAGAGAAACCCAAAGAAAAGACUCCUGAACCCAAAAAGGAGGAGGAGAAAUCGGAAUCGGUCGAAGCAUCAGCCGAAAAGGAAGAUGGCGAAGAAACACCCAAAACUGAGGGCGAGGCAGGUGAAUCCAAAGAAUCCGAUGCCGAGGCAAAGAAAUCCGAAUCCUCGCAGAUGGAGGUGGACGAUAAAGAAGCUUCGGAGGGAGGGGAAACCAAGAAAUCGGAGGAGGAAAAUAAGGAAGCGGAGAAAAUGGAUGAAGAUGAUGCAGCUGAGAAACCAGCUGAAGAAAGUAAGCCGGAUGAGCAAUCAGAAGCAGAAAAGCCCGAGGAAAGUGAGGAGACCACUGAUAACAAAGCCUCAAAUGCAGAAAAGGCUGAGGAAACCAAGGAACCAGAGAAUGCCGCCGAUAAAAUGGAUGUGGAUGAGAAUGAAGGUGAAGCCAAGUCUCCCAAGUCCAAAGAAGAAUCUGAUGAAAAGUCCGCGGAUGAAGCCAAAUCCGAAGAGGCUACUGUGGAAAACGAGAAGGAAACUUCAGAAAAGGCAGGCGAAACCGAGCGAAGUAAAUCAGCGGAGGAGCCAGUUAAGAAGGAGGCCGGCGACGAAGGCGAGGCUGACAAGGAAAACAAGCCCGAACCCGUUUUCAUCGACGUGGAGGAGUACUUCGUGAAGUACCGCAACUUCAGUUACCUCCACUGUGAGUGGAGAACCGAGGAGGAGCUCCUCAAGGGCGACCGUCGCGUGGCCGCCAAGAUUCGUCGCUUCCAGCAGAAGCAAUCUCAGCAGCUGAACAUUUUCGAGAACAUCGAGGACGAGCCCUUCAAUCAGGACUUCACCGAAGUGGAUCGCGUGUUGGACAUGUCCGUUCACACUGAUGAAGCCACCGGCGAGACCACCAAGCACUACCUGGUCAAGUGGAAGUCCCUUCCCUACGAGGACUGCACCUGGGAGCUGGAGGAAGACGUGGACAACGACAAGAUCGAGCAGUAUCUGCGCUUCAACAAGAUCCCCCAGAGGAGCGAAUGGAAGUCUAAGAAGCGUCCGCAUCCGGAACUCUGGAAGAAACUGGAGAAGACGCCGGUCUACAAGGGAGGCAACAGCCUGCGACCCUACCAACUGGAGGGCCUCAACUGGUUAAAGUUCUCCUGGUACAAUACUCACAAUUGCAUUCUGGCCGAUGAAAUGGGUCUGGGAAAAACCAUCCAGAGUCUGACCUUCGUGCACUCCGUUUAUGAGUACGGGAUCAGAGGACCCUUCUUGGUCAUCGCUCCGCUCUCCACGAUUCCCAACUGGCAGAGGGAGUUUGAGGGCUGGACGGACAUGAACGUGGUGGUCUACCACGGAUCCGUGACCAGCAAACAGAUGAUUCAGGACUACGAGUACUACUACAAGACGGACACGGGAAAGGUCCUCAAGGAGCCCAUCAAGUUCAACGUUCUGAUCACCACGUUCGAGAUGAUUGUGACGGAUUACAUGGAUUUGAAGGCGUUUAACUGGCGCCUCUGCGUGAUCGACGAAGCUCAUCGUCUGAAGAACAGGAACUGCAAGCUCCUCGAGGGCUUGCGGCAGCUGAAUCUGGAGCACAGGGUCCUGCUUUCCGGAACGCCCCUGCAGAACAAUAUCAGCGAGCUGUUCUCGCUGCUCAACUUCCUGGAGCCCUCGCAGUUCUCCUCGCAGGAGGAGUUCAUGUCCGAGUUCGGAAGUCUCCGCACUGAGGAGGAGGUGAACAAACUGCAAGCCCUUCUCAAACCAAUGAUGCUGCGUCGUCUGAAGGACGAUGUGGAGAAGAGUUUGGCGCCCAAGGAGGAAACCAUUAUCGAAGUGGAGCUGACUAACAUCCAAAAGAAAUACUAUCGAGGCAUCCUGGAACAGAACUUUAGUUUCUUGAAGAAGGGAACCACAUCUGCCAAUAUCCCCAACCUGAUGAACACGAUGAUGGAGCUGCGGAAGUGCUGCAUCCAUCCCUAUCUUCUAAACGGAGCUGAGGAACAAAUCCAAUAUGAUUUCAAGUCCCAGCAUGGCGAGGAUCCCGAAUCCUAUUACAAGAACCUGAUCCUCUCUGCUGGUAAGAUGGUCUUGAUCGACAAGUUGCUGCCCAAGCUGAAGGCGAACGGCCAUCGCGUGCUCAUCUUCAGUCAGAUGGUGCGUUGCUUGGACAUCCUAGAGGACUAUCUAGUCUACAGAAAGUAUCCGUUCGAGCGAAUCGACGGACGCAUUCGCGGAAACCUUCGUCAGGAGGCCAUCGAUCGUUAUUCCAAGCCAGGCUCCGAUCGAUUUGUCUUUCUGCUCUGCACCAAAGCAGGAGGGUUGGGAAUUAACCUGACAGCCGCCGACACGGUCAUCAUUUACGACUCUGACUGGAAUCCGCAGAACGACUUGCAGGCCCAGGCCCGAUGCCAUCGUAUCGGCCAGCGGAAGAUGGUGAAGAUCUACCGAUUGCUCUGCAGGAACACCUACGAGCGAGAAAUGUUCGACAAGGCCUCGAUGAAACUGGGACUGGACAAGGCUGUCCUGCAGUCGAUGAACACCCAGGGCUCUAAGGAUGGCAACAACAAGCAGCUUUCCAAGAAGGAGAUCGAGGAUCUUCUGAAGAAGGGCGCCUACGGCGCAGUCAUGGAUGACGACAAUGCGGGUGAUAAGUUCUGCGAAGAGGACAUUGACUCGAUCCUCAAGCGCCGCACUCAGGUCAUUACCAUGGAAUCGGAGAAGGGUUCCACUUUCUCGAAGGCUUCGUUCGCUGCCUCCGGCAACCGAUCAGAUAUUACCAUAGACGAUCCCGACUUCUGGACCAAGUGGGCCAAAAAGGUUGACAUUGAUCCCGAUGCCUGUGAGCGCGACGAAACGGAGGACUUGGUCUUGUCCGAGCCCAGAAGACGCACUCAAAUCAAACGCUACGGUCACGAGGACGUGAUGGAGCUCAAUUCGGAGGAUUCUUCCAACGAGAACAGCGAUGAAGAGGGAGGAAUAGGCCUUCGUUCCCGUCGCCGCAAGGAGAAGCGAGAUCGUAACCGUGAAAAGAAGGGCAACGACGAGUACAUUCCACGCGAACGGGACGCGUUGGCUGCCUUGGGGCUGGAGGAGAUCCAAUACGGCAACUGGGCCAAGUCAGAGUGCUUCAAGGUGGAGAAGGGACUGCUUUCCUUCGGUUGGGGCCGUUGGUCGGAACUCCUGGAGCUGGGGCAAUUCAAGCGAGGCUGGCGCGAUGUUGACGUCGAGGACUGUGCCCGCAUCAUCCUCCUUUACUGCCUGCAGGUCUACAAGGGCGACGAGAAGAUCAAGACGUUCAUCUGGGACCUGAUCACGCCGACGGAGGACGGGGAGGUGCAGAAGAUCAGCAGGGAUCAUAGUGGCCUACACAACUUGGUGCCACGAGGCCGCAAUGGUGGAAAGUCGAACAAGGAGUCGGCAGGCAACUCCACCCCCGCUCCGGGCACUGCGUCCGGCAGCAACAGUGGCAACACGACCCCGGCCCACAAGUCCAGUGCCCUGGACGGAUCCGACAAGGACGGAGGCGGGAUCAGCGCGAGCGCCGUGGCCGCCGCGGUGACCAGUAUCCACGAUCCCAACCACUGGAGCAAGAAGGAGAAGUACGACGCGGACGCGUACCUGGAGGGCGCCUACAAGAAGCAUUUGGGCAGACACGCCAAUAAGGUCCUGCUGCGCGUGAGGAUGCUCUACUACAUCCAGCACGAGGUCAUUGGCGACUUUGUCCAGCAGAUCAAGGACAAUACGCCCAUCAGCGAGCUCCCCAUUCGCCCGCCGCCAACGCCAGAUCAAGUGCCAUCCUCAUGGUGGAAUCCCAUUUGUUGUGAUAAGAGUCUGUUGGUCGGAACCUACAAGCAUGGCUGUGAAAUGUAUCGUCAAAUGCGCGCCGAUCCCAAUCUGUGCUUUGUCACCCAUGUGGGCGCCGGUGCGGCCGGCGACGAUCUGGCUGUCACGAAUUUGCCGAUAAACGAAGACGACGCAAAUUCGAAGCACGAUGAUGGCGACGAGGUGGACGACGACGGCACCACCACGACCAAAGACUCCGACUCCACCAAACUCACCGGGGGCGACAACAAGGACUCGCUCCUCGACCCGGAGCGCCCCAGUUCGUCGGGUAAGAGCAACAGCGAAGGUGUCAACGGCGCCAACGGCAAACCGGAAUGCGAGAAAGAGGCCACGACCGCUUGCGAAUCAGAAUCCGAAUCCUCAUCCAAAUCCACAGCCACCGCCACCGCCACAGCUGAAGCUGAAGCCGACGCCGACGCCUUGCCGGGCGGCAAGGGCAGCGAUGUCGAGGCGGCGGUCGCCCAGCAGGACGCAUCAUCAGCAGCUCCCGAAUCGGCAGACACAUCAGAUCCCGAGCCGAGCAAAGUGCGCACGCCGGUCUCAGCCGCGGACUCCCGCGAUCCGGCCGACUCCAGUUCCCCGGAGGCGGCAGGAGAAGAUCGGGAGGCGGCGGCCAGGACUGGCGGCGAGUGCGGCGAAUCGGACAGCGAAUCGGAGAAAAAAGAAAUCGAAAAGGAACCCACAGAGCCCGCUGCUGCUGCUCCUGCUGGGGAAACCAAGCCAGACGCCGCUGCCACUGCCACUGCCCAAGCCGAAGGCGACAAAGCGGAAUCAUGCACUAACAAUGCUACCACAAACAUCACCACCACCACCACUACUACUACUACUACCAUUACCAAUACCAAUACCACCACCACCACCACCACCAAUAAUCCAUCAUCCAAAGCGGCUAACUCUAACGCCCCCAACAACACCACCGACCAUGCUAACUCCAACUCACACUUAGGCUUGGACGAGGAGGAGAGCGUCGCCGGCAGCUAUCCGCCCACCGUGGCAGCCGUCGAGGACGCCACCACCAUGUGGCCGUCGAUGCAGGACCUCAACACGCGUCUCCGGCGGGUCAUCACCGCCUACCAGAGGAACUACAAGAAGGAGGAGCUGAAGCUGCAGCAGAAGGCCAAGCUCCAGGCAUUGGUUUCAUCGACGCCCCCGCUGUCGGUGCCCACCACGCCCACGCUCCAGUCCAUGCAGAUGCAACUGCAGAGCGGCUCCGGCGGCAGUGGCUCCGGAGUGGGAUCCGCCGGCCAGCACGACUCCGGCAACCGGAGUCUCCAGGCACUGAUGCAGUCGCAGGGCGCCAGCACCUCGGCAGCGGCGGCGGCCGCCGCGGCAGCAGCCGGAGGAUCCGGAGGCGGGUCCGGGCAAGUGGGUGGAGCCGGAGUCAUGCCGGCCAUGCCCACCGCCGCCGACAUCAGCCUGAUGCUGAGCAUCCUCAACACCACCGACGUCAGCCAGCUGGCCAACUUGGACAUCAACAAACUGGCCAUGUACCUGGUCAGCAUGAACAAUAAAAUGGAGCGGCAGGGCAAGAUGGAACUGGCGGCCAAGGAACGCGAGUCCCAGCGCCUGCAGCUCAUUCCGAAAAAGUGGAACCGCCGUGAGGAGUACGAGUUCCUCAGAGUGCUCACUGGCUACGGUGUCGACCUGCACCUCUCCACACCCAUGGGCUCCAGCAGCGGAAGUUCGCUGACGCCCGACUGGACCAAGUUCAAGCAGAUGGCUCACCUGGAGCGGAAGAGCGAUGAAACGCUGACCGACUACUACAAGGUGUUCGUGGCCAUGUGCAAGCGGCAGGCCGGCCUAAAGCUCACGGAAUCGGAGCGCGGCCUGGAAGGCAUCAUAGAGGAAAUUGAGAAGGAGCACGCCAAGCUCAUUCUGGAUCGCUUGGAAGUCCUCGCCAAGCUGAGAGAGGUGGCCCGCAAUCCUCUGCUCGAGGAGCGCCUGAAGCUUUGCACCAUGAAUGCGGAUACGCCGGAUUGGUGGGAGCCUGGUCGCCACGACAAGGAACUGAUUACCGCCGUCCUCAAGCACGGACUGUACCGCUCGGAAACCUUCAUCUUCAACGAUCCCAACUUCAGUUUCGGAGAGUCGGAAAAGCGCUUCAUUCGGGAGCUGGAAGCUCAAAUCCAGCGCACCAUCAAACUGGAGGCCUUCAACGCCGAGAAGGCGGAGAAGUUGGCGGCAGCGGAGAAAGCAGCUGCUGCUGCAGCUGCAGCUGAAAAAGCGGCAGCAGAAAAGGCAGCUUCCGUUAAGAAUGAGGUCAUAGAUCUGGACGACGAACUCAUGACGGACGAGAGUGUCAUCAAGAAGGAAACGCCGGCUACUCCCGUGAAAGAUGAGGUUAAGGCGGAAGAGAGCCCAGAAAAGAAGGACCCAGCUGAGAGUCCGGAAGCCAAAAAAUCGGACACCGAAGAGGCUGCAAAGGCUGAGGUCGAGGUCAACGACGAAGGAGACGCAAAGGCAGAAACCUCCGAUAAGAAAGCUGAAGAAGAAAGUGAAAACUUGGAUAAGGACAAAUCCUCUGGUGAGAAACUGGAUCCAGAAGUAGAGGAAAGCAAGUCUAUCGAAGAAAAAAUGGAAGUGGAGGAGGCAGCCAUAGCCGAAAAUGGUCAGGAGAAGGAGGGCUCCCCAGAGAAAACCACUGAGGUGGCUGAAAAGAAAUCUUCCGAGGAAGAAGAGAAAAAACCUGACGCUGCCGAAGAGGAAGGAUCGAAAAUGGAAGUAGACGAAGUACCCUCUACGGUGGAAGACAAGUCUGCAGAGGUGUCGGAAUCCACCGAAAAGCAGUCUGAAGAGAAGGCUGUUGUUAAGACUGAUGAUGAGAAAGCAGAAGAAUCAAAAGAAGAGUCUAAGGAGCAGGCGGAAGACAAGGAUAAGGAUGCGGAUACGGAGAAGAAGUCGGUUGCCGAAACUGAGCCCUCCGAGAAGACUAAAGCUGCAGCUGAACCUGAAGCAGUUCCCUCCAAGAAACCCUCUGGCGACCAGGAGAUUCUCGACCUGGUGGCUGGACCCACAGAUCCCGACGACGACGAGGUGAUGAAGGAGAAGGAGAAGGCCGUCGAAGAGGAGUGCAAGAAGCAGGCGGCCGAACUCAAGGCCCGCUUCCCCGACCUGGAGGUGAUCCAACCCGCCACCGUGAAGCAGCAGAAGCUGGAGAAGCCCAAGCUGGAGAUGUGCAUGAUCCGCUGGUUCAAGGACUUCGCCCUGGAACGCCGCAUUGCGCACAUUGUGGCCUGCGUGGAGACCGGAAAGUGGCCGGUGGACAGCAAGUACAGCGCCUUCGCCAGUUGCAAGGGAGCCACCGACCUGAGCAUCGCCCUCCACGAGUCCAUUCCCCACCUGAGCAGCCUGGAGCGUCGCUCCACGACCCCCGAUGUGAUCACCAUCACCACGGAUCAGGGUGUGACCAAGCACCUGCAGGCCUCGCAGAUGCAGCAGGUGGCCAGCUCGGCGUCCGCCGCGUCCGGCUCCUCGGGAAUGCCCCAGGUUACCCAGUCAAAGCCCUCGUCGGCCACCAGUUUGCCGGGGCUGGAUGCCAACAGCAUCAACGCUGCCGUGGCGGCGGCCGUUGCUGCCGCUGCAGCUGGUGGCAACGCCACCUCCCUAUCUUCCCUGCUGCCCGGAAUGUCGCUGAGUGCGGCGACUGGCUCGUCAGCCGGCGGAGUGGCCGGACUGAACGUCCCAAGCGCCGGAUCUGGAGGCGGCAAGAAGCGCAAGCGCCACAUCGCCAUCGACGUGGAGACGGAAAGGGCCAAGCUGCACGCCCUGCUAAACAGUUCGACAAUGGCGCCCAAGGACUGGGAGAGUGAGAUCGCCAACAUGGAGGCCUUGACUGGCUCCUCUGGGCGCGGACGAGGCGGCAACUCUUCCUCUGCCCUGAGUGGCAUGCAGCCGCCUCCAGCUCACCAACACGCCUCGCGACAGUCCUCCGGCCAGUUCAGCAAGCCUGCUGUGCCUGCCCUAAAGACGCCGCCGCCCUCAAUGGGCGCUCCAAUGGAUCUGUCCUCAAGCCUGCCCAAGGUGAACAUGGCGGAGAUGCUGAAGUCGGCCUCCAGUGCGGGAGCCAUCGAUUUGAGCGAGGUGCAGGACUUCUCCAUGCCCUCCAAGAAGUCCAGCGUGCACGCUGCGCUAAGUUCAGCCUUCCCCUCGAUGGGCAACAAGAGCAAACUGGACGACACGCUCAACAAGCUGAUGAAGAAGAACAAUUGCACUAUUGAAGAGCCAGUAAUUGGCAAGGAGAAGAAGCGCAAGAAGCUGGACGAGAUCGUGCUAGGACUUUCGGCUGCCAAGGAGCAGAAGACCUUCCCCGACCCGUCGCUGCCGUCCUCGAAGAAGCCGCAGAUCCCACCCAGCGUCUCCGUGACGCCGGCAAACAUGCAGUCUUCGUCCAGCCAGCAAUCGAACCAGAAACCCUUUACCAUCACUGUUACCACAGUGCCCGGAAAGUCCAAGGCCGGAUCGUCCAGCGGCGGAUCCGGCGGCGCAGGAAGCUCAUCGGGCAGCGGCGGAGGAGCCGGCGGCAGCGGGCUGAGCGCCCUGCAGAACAUGGCGAUGGGAGGACUCUCCUCCAAGGACAGCCUGAACGCCCUGCUGGCCCAGACCAUGGCCACCGACCCGCAGACGUUCCUCAAGCAGCAGCAGAAGAUGAUGCAGUUCCUGCCGCCCGCCCAGCGGAAGGCCUACGAGAACAUGCUGGCCGAGAUGGAGCAGGCCAUGAAGAUCAGCUCCAAGUUCUCGACCAACUCCCCGCACGACGUGAAGGUCAACAAGUGGCUAUCGGACAUGACCAGUCCGCUGGGCGACCAGCUCAGCAUUGAUUACGUGGGCGGCGGCGGAGCAGGCGGUUCUGGCAGUGCCAACAGCCGGCGCUCCAACCGCCAGCAGGGCAGCUCCACGCAGCAGUCCUCCAGUGCCGCCCAGCUCCAGAAGCAGCAGCAACAGCAGCAGCAGCAGCAACAACAGCAGCAGCAGCAGCACUCGAUGCCCGGGCCCCAAAAUCUGACAGGCGAGGAGCCAGUGCCCGUGAUAAAUAAGCAGACUGGGAAGCGCUUGGGAGGCAACAAGGCGCCGCAGCUCAAGCGACUUAUGCAGUGGCUCACCGAGAACCCCAACUACGAGGUGGACCCCAAGUGGCUGGAGCAAAUGCAGAACCCCAUGUCGGCACCCUCACCCAAGCCGACUUCGAUGGACAGCAGCUACGGCUCCUCGGCAGCAAAGUCGCACGGCGGUCGCCCGUCGUCCAACUCGAGCAACGCCUCCUCCUCGUCGCACACCCAGCAGCAGCAGCAAUCGUCGGCAGCUCAAUCGCCAGCGGGCGGAAAUUCGGGCAGCUCCAAGAAGUCUUCGCGCCAGCAAACGGCGGCGUCCGCUGCCCUGGAUCAGGCUGCCCUGCAGUUCGGCUCCCUCGCAGGUCUGAACCCCAGCCUGCUGGCCAACCUUCCCGGACUGGGAGGCUUUGACCCCAAGAAUCCUCUGGCCGGCUUCGACCCCAAGAACCCACUGCUCUCCAUGUCAUUCGGAGGCAUGCCCGGAAUGGGAAACAUCCCCGGACUGGGUAACCUGAACAACAUGAAUCUGUUCGCCAGUCUGGCGGGAAUGGGAGGACUGGGCAACCUGGCGGGCAUGGACACCCAGUCGCUGGCUGCGCUAAUGGCUGCUGCCGGACCAACUCUUGGCGGACUGACCGGUGCUUCCGGAGGAGCGGGUUCCGGCAAGAGCCAGGCGCAGUCGCAGUCGGGCGGAGGUUCGUCCGCCGCUUCCUCGUCCUCCUCGGCCAGCAAGAAGAAGCAGCAACAGCAGCAGCAGGCCCAACAGCAGGCGCAGAACGAGGCUGCUCAACUGGCGGCUGCCAUCAGCGCCAGCACUGGAGGAUCCUCUGGCGGAGCGGGAGGCAAGAAUGCAGCGGCCUCGGCAUCGCAACUGGCGGCCGGCUUCCCGUUCCUGUUCCCGAAUCCCUCGCUGCUCUACCCGCCCAUGGGAUUGGGCGGCCUCAAUCCGUACUCACUGGGAUCCAGUGGUCUGGGCUCCGCCUACGACCAGCUGGCCCAGCAGUACAACCUGCUGAACGGAGCCACCUCGUCGGCCUCGAACACGAGCUCCACGCAGUCCAAAUCGCACCAGUCUCAGUCGAAAUCCAGUCAGUCGAGGAACGCGACAGCGGCGGCCAACUCGGCGGCCAGCCUGAUGAAUGCCAUGGCCAGCAUGGGUGGUGGCGCCAGCACGGUGACCACUCCCUCGUCCUCGGCAUCGGGAUCCGGACGUGGCCGGCAAUCGAGCAGCAGGAACCAGUCGCAAACUACGCCCACAGCUGCGGACAUGGCCCAACUGAGCAGCUUGCUCAUGCCCGGCGCAGACCCGCAUCUCCUCGAGUCACUGAGCCGCAUGAGCAACAUGGACUUGGCGCAGGCCACUCGGCUGAUGAGCUCUCUGGGAAUGCCGCCGCUGCCGGGAACACCGAGCUCUUCCGGAGGAGGAAACUCGUCCUCGAGCAAGAGGAGCAGCCAAGCAGCUAACGAGGCGAACGCGCAGGCCAAGGAGCAGCAGAAGUGGUUCGAGAGCCUGGCCCGUGGAGCCCUGCCAACGGACUUGGCCGCCCUGCAGGCCUUCUCGCAGGGCAAGAUGCCCUCCACAUCCAGCUCCAACACCGGAUCAUCCACUUCAUCGGGCAAGAGCUCGAAGUCUGCUGCAGCAGCAGCGGCGGCGGCGGCCUCCCAACUGCCACAGAUUCCAGGCAUGUCCAGCGACUUCUCGCAGGCCUUCCUAGCUGAGAUGGCCGCCCAGGCGAUGGCUGCUGCCGGCGGAUCGCUGCCACUGAGCGGUCCGGGUUCCCUGGCCAGUUUGGCUGGCCUGACCGGAGGCUCUGCCGGAGGAUCCGGCGGCGGUGGCUCCUCUGCGUCGGGCAGCGGCAGUCACUCCUCGUCGAAGCGCCAGCGCGAACAGGAUGCCUUCAAACAGCAGAUGGACUACUACACCAAAACGCUGGGUCUGGGAUCGGGAAUCUCCCUGAUACCCACCUCGUCGGCGGGAGGAUCGUCCGCUUCCUCCAGUUCGGCGAACGCAGCAGCAGCUGCCUAUGCUGCGGCCCUGGAUGCAGAGCAGCAGCACCAGCAACAACAGAAGGCGUUGUCCAAGCGCUCGCGCGGCGAUAUACAUCCCACGAAGGAGGAGCUGGCCGCUGCCGCCCUCGCUGCAGGACUCCCGCUGAACCUGGGAGCCAGCAUGAGCAGCAUAGAGAAGAGUCUGCGGGGCGGAAGCAGCUCCAGCAGCAGCUCCACGCCAGCACCCAUGUCUGCGGAACAGGACAAGGUCACAUUGACGCCCCUCAACGCCUCUGGAGGCGGAUCGGGCAGCUCCUCUUCCGGUUCGGCAGCUGCUGCGGGACUGGCGGCCAAUCUGCCGAGCCAGACAACAAUAACCAUAGCUCCGCCCAUCAGCAGUGGAGCAAGCACCAGCAGCGAACGCUCCGAGCGGUCAGAGUCGCGCAUCUCGCUGACCAUCACGAACGCAGCGGAUGCAGCGAAGCUUCCGCCGCCCUACGAGGAGGCCGACGAGCUGAUCAUACAACCCAUACUCAAGAAGCCGGCCGCCGCCAAUCCGGGCAGCAGCCACGGCGGAAGCGUCGAGGAUCUGGACACAGUGGGAAAUACCUCGGCGGCGAAUCUGAGUGGCUCUUCCUCCAGCUCUGCGGCAGCGGCGGCGGCAGCAGCGGCAGCCGAGGAGAACCGUCGCUCCUCCAACCGCCUGAAGCGGCCGAGGUCCGGAAACGAAGGCUCCGGUUCCGUGGAAGGACAGCCGCCCGAGAAGCGGCGCGAGCUGCGAUCCACUCGCCAUACCCGCUCUUCGGCGGACGCCACCACGCUAAACCUCUCUGCCGGAAGCGAGUCGGGAGCGGAGGAGCGGAACGAAUGAGUAUUGCGCAGAUCCGAGCGCCAGCGCUAGCAGGAUGACACGGCUCCUCCGAAGAGCCGGAGAAGAUUACGCGGCGGUGGAGGAGGAGCCACUAGCACCACCACCACUAGACAGCCACCACAGCCACAACAAGAACCGAAGCAGAGAAUCAAGAAACGGCAGGUGAUGAGGAACCAGCUGCAGAUGCAGACGAGAUCGAGGCGAAAAUUGAAUGCUAGGCUAACUGUUACCACUAGAUCCCUUAAGCUUAAAGUUGUGUAAAGUAUAAGAAGCAUAUAUAAACUAUAUAUAGAGGUUAGGAGCCACCGAAGAGGGAGCGGCCUGGGCUUGCUGCGACGCCCUUCAGCUGGACACUGCUGCAACACCGUUCGACUGGAGGGCAGAGCCUCAUCCCCCACCGAUGGCCUACUCAAGUUCCAUCUGCUGCUUAAGUGGAGCUUGACAAGGCGAUCGAUCCCUCCCUCUGGCUGCUUAAAUAUUCAUACAGUUACGAACAGAAUUAAAAAGCGCUUAUAAUUUAAUUGUGACGAGAGAAGCAAGUGCUGCUGCAUGAAGAUUAUCCGUUUAAAUUAUUGCAACCACACACAUACAUAAUAGACUAUAUUCAUACAUACAUAACGAGAAGAGACACCAACACAAACACAAACACUUGGGUUUCCUGCGCUGUCCUCCCACAUGCAAAGUCUCUAUAUAUGAUACCUGUACAUAAUUUAUAAUCUUUAAAUGGCUCUCGCAUUGCUUAACCGUUUUUAAUAUAAUAAGGCACCAUGUAUUCUCGUACGAAUCAUUUUCCACACCUCCACCACCCACUAUGUUGUAUUGUAUACUGUAUCUCUACACUCUCUGUGUGUCCCACGAAAACUGCGUGUAAUUUUGAUAAUUUUAAUUUUGUAAUUAGUGAAAGUGAAAGGAUGCGAAUGCGAAUGCAAAUGCAAAUGGCAACAAGCGAUCGUUCAAGAGUAGAUUUUAAUUUCUUGUAAUUGUACGUUUCCCCCGAAGAACAAACAAGCCCACAAGCAGACUUGGCGCGUAACUAACAAAUGCAAAAUGUUUAUUGAAAAAUAGAAUUUUUUAAUUAAAUCAAUUUUAAUGUAAUUGAAAUCGGAAAAUAUGCAACUUGCACGUUUGAUGAGCAGCAAUGCUAUAAUUAGGGCAUUACGGAUUCAUUUAGUUCGCACUUUACGAGAACGAUUCAUUUAGAGACGUUGACAAAACCACACACAAAAUGAGAGAACGCAAAAAAACAACCAACAUAUAUUGCAUACUUAACUUGUAAGUAUAACUCUUAAUUAAAAUUAUGAUAUAACUGCAGAACAACAUACAAAAGCAACAUCAACCAGAAGAAGCAACUACAGCAACAGCAAGUAACAACCAGGCAUCAACUAUUGAUAUUGAUGAUAAAUAAAUAUAUAAAAAAUAAAUUUCAAAAAUUACAACAAA